Protopolystoma xenopodis is the source of this 447-nucleotide messenger RNA. The record is from the annotation of a GenBank genome assembly. NCBI's taxonomy places the organism in Eukaryota, Metazoa, Platyhelminthes, Monogenea, Polystomatidea, Polystomatidae.
AUGUCCUGUCGCAUCAUCAGUGGAGUUAUUCUACUCGUCUUGUUCAUUCUGCUGAUUUUCUUCUGCCGGCACUUCACCGUUGAGCGUGGUGAUUACGACACUCGCGAGGCCAAGGGAACCAAAAACGUGUACGUCGCCGACUUGGCAAUUCGGGAUGGCCGUACGGGGCAGCCAGAAAUGCGUGGCCAGGAAUGAUCCCUAUACGCUUGUCAUAUCUGGUACCAGUUGCAGGCUGCCUCUCACUCGAUUUUGUGCUGGGCGCCUAUAAAUGGAGCCUUAACUCGAGUGUAUCUAAAUCAGUCGCCCUCAAACCAGAUUCAACAUGAGCCGCUGAAAUCAGCUACCACUUCGUGUCGACUCGUACUUCAGUUGACUCGCGACAAAGCACUUUAUGACAAAGCUUCUCUCGAAUUCACUGAUCCGACCUCACCAUGGAUCGCUUUGUAA